This is a messenger RNA of Punica granatum (pomegranate), 1127 nucleotides long. Lineage: Eukaryota; Viridiplantae; Streptophyta; Magnoliopsida; Myrtales; Lythraceae. The record is from RefSeq and is a predicted model, not a curated record.
CAGAGAGAGAGAGAGAGAGAGAGAGAGAGAGAGAGAGAGAGAGAGAGGUUACAUUCUUUUCACGAACUAAGCAAAGAUGGUGAGGACUCCCUUUAGUAAACAAAAUGAGGAUAAGAAAAAAGGAGAGAUCAAGAAAGGACCUUGGAGUGCUGAAGAAGAUCAGAAACUCAUUACUUAUAUCCGAAGAUACGGUAUCUGGAACUGGACUCAGAUGCCCAAAUUUGCUGGUUUGGCUCGAUCAGGAAAAAGUUGCAGGCUUCGGUGGAUGAAUUACUUGAGGCCCAACAUCAAGCAUGGCAACUUCACCAAACAAGAGGAGGAAACCAUUAGCAAAUGGCAGCAACUGUUGGGCAAUAGAUGGUCUGCGAUAGCUGGGAAACUUCCAGGAAGAACGGAUAACGAGAUAAAGAACUACUGGAACACUCGCUUGAAGAAAUGCGUGAGACCAGAAAAGUCGACACAGGGCCCCGCCCCCCUUACUGAUAAUCGCACCAGUUCGCAGUUAGCUGCUCCUCUUCCAACAGCCAUUGAGUCGGUUAAGAGUGAUUAUCCCAUUAUCUUUGAGAGCCUUUCAGAAGAGACAUCUAUGUCAUCAUCAGGUUCAAGGACAAGUACUUGGAAAGCAUUCGAACUUCAAGAGACAUCCAUCAAUUCUUUGGCCAUUAACGAUUGGGUCAACAAAGAAGCCAGCUGGGAUGCAGAAAUUGCAGGUAAAAGCACUUUACUAGAAGUAGCAAACAAAGAACUGGAUUUAGAUUACUGGGAGGAGAUGAUUCUGCCUCCACAGGAAGAGGCAUCCCUGGAAGAGGACUUCGAUUCCAUGUUUAUGGUCUCUUCUGGGCUCCUUCCACCUGCUGCUGAUUGCUCUUACCCUGAGUUCUCAACUGAUGGACAUCUAGUUUAUGAUAAUCUAUGGGAAAACUAAGAUGGGGUACUAUGCUUUUUGGUAAAUCGCUCGAUUUUGUAAGUUAGUUGUCUAUCGGCUUGUUCAUCAGUUAGUCUUAUUUGAUUGUCUGCAUGAACUUACGGUUAUUUCUUGCUAGCUAGCCAGCUAGCUAGGGUUUCAAUGCCAUCCUGUUCAGUGCAGUAUAUAUAUUAAAGCGACGCUUUCUUGUAGUGUAUACUAA